AAAUAAUAUGCAUGCUGAUAUUUGUGCAAAGCAUUGAAAGAAGUUUUUUUGCUGUUCGAUUAGUUGCAGGAGGAAGAGGAUAGUGGAAAAUCUGACCGGAUGGAGAAACUGCUGAUGGAUUUGAUGGAACAACGUCGAAAAUCAGUGCAGGCAUUGCAUGACCAACAUGCUGUGGCUCUAAUGGAAGUUGGGCUUGACCCUAAACUGGCGAUGCCCAAAAACAUCCUAGAAAUGGAGAAAGACAUAAUUAGCGGAUUGAAGCUGUUGAUCACUGAUUUCCAAAAAUUCUAUGGAAAGAUUGAGCACAAACAGGUUCCCCUACCAUUGGAGACAAGCGAGAGCUGUGUGCAAAACCCUGUUGCACAUUUGGUUGACAAGGAGGCCUGCUUCACGUAUCACUCACUCCCGCCUCUACAAAGUUGCGAAUUGUCACUGGAAGCCUCAAUGUUAGUGACGCAGGAUAUCAGGAAACUCAUCAGAGUAUAUACAAAAAUAGAUAUCUACAGUAGGUUACAGAUGCAGAAUUUAGAUGAAGCUGAUGGCAAACCUCUCAGCAAACAAGACUGUCCCUCGGGUGAACGAACAGCAUCUACAGUUGGGAGGUAUCUGCAGGAGGAACAUGUAAGAAAACUUUCAAAUCUCCUCAGGCUGCAGCGAGAAGAGAGAAACCAACAGAUAAUGCCAGUGGGAAAUCCACAUGAGGAAAAUGAAGAUGUGUCUAUGACGCAGACAUUAAGUCGAGAGGAUUCCGCAGCGCAGUCAAACAAACACAACGCGGACCUGCAGAGAGAGCUUGCCCUACAGUACAAGGAGCGUCAGGACCUUGUAGAGGAACAGUUGCAAUUGCAGGAGGAACAGGCGAUCAGGCAAGCAAGGACAGGAGAUGGGAAAGGUGACAUUGGAACCGUGGUUUGCCUUUUCCAAUUGUUACGCCACCUGCGGCAGUACAUUCUCCUGGAUCAGAGUCUAAAAAAGCAGCAGCAGGAAUGCAGGGAUGCAUCGCACUGUUGUGUGGAGGUUUGUACAUCUUCCUCGUUCUUGAUGUCCAGAGAUGUUAUUAGUGUAUACAAAUAAAACAGGAAAUACUCAACAGGCAAAGCUGCUUCCAUUGAAGAGAAACAGAGCUGUCAUUUCAGAUUCAAAGAUCUGAAUGAUGAAAAGAUCUGAUGAAGAGAAGACAAGAUGGCUGUUUAAUUUUGCAAGUAUGUUUUCUCUAGCCGUGACUAUUCCCAUGCUUUUCUAGUUACCGUUUCUCAUUUUAACCUCCAUUAACUUGACGUUAUACACACCUGUGGUCCCCACAACCUAUCUCUGCCAUUUACAAUGGCCCCUGGCUGAUUUCAGAAUGUAUUGGGUGUGGCGGGCCAGAGGACAUGUUUCCUUGCUCUACAAAUCUCUAACUCUG
Molecule: messenger RNA, 1405 nt
Organism: Leucoraja erinaceus (little skate)
Lineage: Eukaryota; Metazoa; Chordata; Chondrichthyes; Rajiformes; Rajidae
Exons: 5
Coding region: 100-1074 (324 amino acids)
Source: RefSeq, a predicted model, not a curated record